UAACAGAGCAGGUUAUCAUAUACCUUAAACCCGGUAUACGAACAAGGUAUCUUUGCAGAGAAUAGCAUUCCUGGCGUCGUGAGAAGUCAAGCAGGCAAUAAUGAGGUUGCUUUUGAUUUUAUUUGGAGUUCUUUUCGCUGUCGCUAUUAGUGAAGCUCGGCCUACUCAACCUUGGUCAACAGCCCAGCCUUGGUCAACAUCGAAGCCUUGGUCAACAACGAGGACUCCAGAAAAAGGAUAUGUCUCUGUCCAAACCAAUUGUAACUAUACUAGUAGUAACAGUCACAGUGGAGAGAUUACUUCCCCUUACUACCCAUCAAACUAYGGAAACAAUCAGUAUUGUUACUGGUUACUCACUUCCACUUCAAAAAUAAACCUCAAGUUUGUGGACUUUGAUUUAGAAAAUUCUUAUGAUUUUCUUACUGUAUACAACGGCAAUGGCCCAAACUCAAACUCUACAUUUGUUCCAUUUACUGGAAAUGAACUGCCAAUUAUUAAUUCAAGCUCCUCCACCCAGCUGUAUAUUGUAUUUGAGACUGAUGGAUCGAUAUCGAAGAGGGGGUUUCGGGUUAGAUAUGAAGCUGGGCCUACUCGACCUUCAACAUCCCGGCCUUGGUCAACAUCCCGGCCUUGGACAACAUCCCGCCCUUGGUCAACAGCCCGGCCUUGGACAACAUCCCGUCCUUGGUCAACAUCCCGGCCUUGGUCAACAGCCCGGCCUUGGUCAACAGUACGGCCCUCAUUUGCCCCAAGAGGAAAUGUCUCUGUCCAAACCAAUUGUAACUAUACUAGUAGUAACAGUCACAGUGGAGAGUUUACUUCCCCUUACUACCCAUCAAACUAUGGAAACAAUCAGUAUUGUUACUGGUUACUCACCUCCACUUCAAAAAUAAACCUCCAGUUUGUACACUUUGAUUUAGAAAAUUCUUAUGAUUUUCUUACUGUAUACAACGGCAAUGGCCCAAACACAAACUCUACAUUAGAUCGAUUUACUGGAAAUGAACUGCCAACUAUUAAUUCAAGCUCCUCCAACCAGCUGUAUAUUGUUUUUGAGUCUGAUGGAUCGAUAUCGAAGACGGGGUUUCGGGUUAGAUAUGAAGCUGGGCCUACUCAGCCUUCAACAACAGCCCCGCCAUGGUCAACAGCCCGGCCUUGGUCAACAGCAGGGCCUUGAUCAACAGCCCGGCAAGAACAAAUGGAAUGGGAACACAGAGGCUAAAGUGUAGUAAAAUAGAUAUUUAGUUCAUCUAAGUAGACAGCCUGAAAAAUGAAAAGUGUUCUCAUUAAAUAAAAGCAGAUCUGACAAAUCUA
This is a messenger RNA of Exaiptasia diaphana, 1311 nucleotides long. RefSeq names its product deleted in malignant brain tumors 1 protein. The record is from RefSeq and is a predicted model, not a curated record. The coding region runs from base 101 to 1174 and encodes 357 amino acids. NCBI's taxonomy places the organism in Eukaryota, Metazoa, Cnidaria, Anthozoa, Actiniaria, Aiptasiidae. The transcript is spliced from 7 exons.